AGAGCGCUGCCACCUCCGCCGCCGCCCGGCCCGACUGAGCUGGGCCGCCGGUCGCUGGCAGAGGCGCGGCUGGAGCAUCCCCGCCCCCGGCAGCGGCGCCCCCACUUUGCACCUCCUUGGUCCCAGCGGCGCGCGCGGGAUGCAGCUGGCCCGGGACGCAGGCCUGCCCUUCGGAUGAAAAGAGAAAGGAAGAAUGGACUACAAUCACCAAACGUCCCUCGUCCCCUGUGGACAAGAUAAAUACAUUUCCAAGAAUGAGCUUCUCCUGCAUCUGAAGACCUACAACCUGUACUACGAAGGCCAGAACUUGCAGCUGCGACACAGAGAGGAAGAAGAUGAGUUCAUUGUGGAGGGGCUGCUGAAUAUCUCCUGGGGGCUACGCCGGCCCAUCCGCCUGCAGAUGCAGGACGACAAUGAACGCAUCCGCCCACCUCCGUCCUCUUCCUCCUGGCACUCGGGCUGCAACUUGGGGGCACAAGGCACCAUUAUGAAGCCCCUCACCAUGCCUAACAUUCAGAUCUCAGAGGUGGACGCGUCUCCUGAGAGUGAACAGACCCCAAGCCCCACAGAUUCCAGGGGUCUGAAGCCUGUGCAGGAGGACACCCCACAGUUGAUGCGCACACGCAGUGAUGUUGGGGUACGUCGCCGUGGCAAUGUGAGAACCCCCAGUGACCAGCGGCGAAUCAGACGCCACCGCUUCUCCAUCAAUGGCCAUUUCUACAACCACAAGACCUCGGUGUUCACACCUGCCUAUGGCUCCGUCACCAACGUCCGCAUCAACAGCACCAUGACCACCCCGCAGGUCCUGAAGCUGCUGCUCAACAAGUUUAAGAUAGAGAAUUCAGCGGAGGAGUUUGCUCUGUACGUGGUCCACACCAGUGGUGAGAAACAGAAGCUGAAGACCACUGAUUACCCCCUGAUUGCCCGAAUCCUCCAGGGCCCAUGUGAGCAGGUCUCCAAAGUGUUCCUGAUGGAGAAGGAUCAGGUGGAGGAAGUCACCUAUGAUGUGGCCCAGUACAUAAAGUUUGAGAUGCCUGUCCUUAAAAGCUUCAUUCAGAAGCUCCAAGAGGAAGAAGAUCGUGAAGUAAAGAAGCUGAUGCGCAAAUACACCGUGCUCCGGCUGAUGAUUCGGCAAAGGCUGGAGGAGAUAGCCGAGACCCCAGCAACGAUCUGAACCAUGAGAACAAGAGGAUCCAGACACCCCAGGGGUUGCCGUUGACUUCAGACGAUCCACAGGAAGCUGGGUUCUUUCCUUCCAUGGAAAUGUUGUAAUGCAGACCUUUGCAGCGCCUGACCAGCCAUUAUUUGCUCCCUGAAGCAGGAUGAAGAAGUCAGAGGACAAGUCCCCAUCCCUGGAUCCCUGCUCUCUUCUCUCUCACUCACAAGACUUUUGUUCUAAGGAGGACCCAAAGUGUGUGUGCGCGCUCACAUGCACACACAGGAUACACGUCCAUGGGCCUCCCUGAUAUUUUCACAUGCAAUUAAAUUCCAAGCCACCAGCACAAGUGCCAUGAGGCUGGCAGAUGAGCUGUUGAUGGGCAGGAAAGUCAGGGGCGUUCCUAUCCUAAGGGCUUUCAACUAAAGAAGUGAUUUCUCCCCUCUGGUGCCAGGGGGAAGCCACACAUAUCUGCCUGUCUCUGACAGGGGAAGAGUCCCUCCAGCUCACCAUUUGGGGGGUUUAUAUGUUAGUAGAGAUUCUCCUUGUUUGUCUAGAAGGAUCUAUGGAUGAGAUCCUUGGAAAUUAAUAAAACAACAGCUUCAUACCUUUGGGGCAAGUCUGAUGGAAAGAAAAAGAUAAACCUUCACAUGGGGUAGAUGCAAUGAGUGUCCGUGAGUUUUUACACUGGAAAUUUUGAUUGUUUUAAAUAACGAAGAUGAAUGUGCGAUGCUGUGUGGAUGCCCGGAAAGAAUGGAUUCUUCCUCCGUGCCUCCUCCAUGGCCACCUGUGUCUCUGCUUUCCAAACUGCCAACUCAUCUCUCCGAUGCUUCCUUGUGCUGAAGGAAAGUCUCUUGAAUCAGUGGUCUGUCUGGCGGGCACAUGGCACUGCCUAGUGGGUAUGCCCAGGGCUUGUUUGGAGAUGGUGGCCAGGAAGUUUCCAAGCUCUAUCCUUAAGUCUCAAGAGAAGGGUAGAGGUCACCUGCAAAGAUGACAGGUGCCUUUGCGCCCCACCCAUCUUCACAUCAACGAGUCUUCCUGCACUUGGAGCCGGGGCUGUGUGUGUUCGUGGUCAAGACCUUACUCUGCCCAACCUCUGGAUUCUUGCACGUUCCCUCACCUUGGAUGUGGAGAUGGAACCCCAGAGUGAGGACGUGUCCUGCUGCCCACUGAACGUGGUCUCGGGGAAGCUGCCUGGUGAGGGUGCCUGGAGAGGACAGAGCUUCUCUUUCAGCUUCUCAGCAGCCACUGUGCGGAUCUUUAGAGCCAACCUCCCCGGGGGAAAGAGCAGGGGCAGUGUGUCCCCUGUGACCCCAACGAGGAAGACUGCCAGGCAGCUGGGCACCUGUGUGGCUAAUACUGUUUAUCUGGAGGGAGAGACAGAUGUUUGGAGCCAGGUGUUGGGCUAUGGAGAUCAAGCAAGCAAGAUCUGAAACUUCUAACAGAGGCACCUCUGGAAGCUUACAAGGGAAGGGGCGCGCCCAUCUCUUUUCUACCUCCUCUCCAAGGACCGGUUUGGGGAAGGAGAGCCAUGGCUGGUGCCUCCCACAGAAGGUGGGCCUCUGUGGCAGAGCUGUUGUGGCCCUAGGCACCUUCCCAUCCCCCAUCUGCACUCCAGGCCUUCUCUGUGGCCUAUUUAAAAGGCUCACAGCUGUGGUCUCACUAUGGACUUCCAAAAAGAUGGCAUGCUGCCAGCAGGCGCUUUGCAGGUGGUGGUGGGGAUCUCUUAGCAAGCUUGAGAUCUCUGCAGGGCCAGCACCACCAGACCCCUGGGGCAUGUGGUAGAAACCCAGAGGGGCUUAGGCUCAAUCAUACAUUUCUGCAAAGUGCACAGAAUUGGGGGGGUGGUGGGGAACGGGGAAGGGUUGUGUGUGGCAGUGGGGAGAAGUUUCCUUUGUUACAGAUUCAAAAGAGCAGUUUUGUGAAUGCAAACAGAGAGGUUUGCAUUUGAGAAAGGGAUUUGGAGAAUUUCUCUCCCAGUUAUUUUCUAUCAUGAAUGUUCAAAGCCUUUCGUUGCCCCAAUAAUUCUCCUCUGGGAGCUGGGGGGUGGGGGAGAAUUUCCACAAAGCUAAUUACUAACCACUAAUUCUUAUAGGACAGCUAUUUCUGGUUCAUAAAAGUUCUUUGUAAUUUGUACUAGCACCGUGAUGAUGAUGGUGUUAAAUAUGGAAAUGUUGCAAAAUGCUAAUUUGACAGGACACUUGCCAAGAAGGUGAUACCAAGCGUUUUAAAGAUGGGGUUUUGGAAUAGAAGUGGGGGAAAAGUACAUCCUACACCAUCCACUUCCACUAACACACGUUUCUGUUUUGGCUCAUCCUGUAGAGAUGGUUUCUCAUGUAACCUGAUCAAGAAUUUUGGAAACUUGACCUGGAGUGUAGCUCAACCUAGGACGCAUACUUAGCAUGAAUGAGUCCCUGGGUUCAGCCAGCACUCAAAACAAACAAACAAAAAAGAACCCAAACAAAAACAGAAUUGUAGAAACCUUUGAAAUAGCAGCCUCAGCACAGUGUGGACUGGAUUUUCUCACUGGUAUCACAUGGCCUUGCUGCUUUGAACUGCUCAACCUAUUUGUGUGGGUUUAUGUAAUUGUGUGCAAUGAACCUGAAAUUGUGUGAAGAACAAAAGGCCAAUGUAUAGGGUUUUGUUUUUCCCCCCUAACUUGUGAAAAGCAGUUAAGCUGCAUCUGGCUUUUUUUUUUUUUUUCUUUUGGGCAGAGGCUUAUGUUACAAGGUGAUCAAGUGAAGGAAAACCCUGAAUCUGUCUGACUGGGCCGGUGGAAUUAAGCACAAGGUCACAUUCUCGGUGAUCACUUUAGUGGGAAAAUUAAAUGGGCGGGUGUUAUUUGGGAAGGGGCUGAAAAGCACAAAUGACAGGCCUGUGCGAGUCAGGGAGGCAUGUGCGCCCUGAUCUUUGGGCUGGGUGGAUUUCAACCUUGAAUUGAGGUUAAGGUAAGAGGGUCCCAGGACAUUAGCCACCCAUUCCUGAGACAAGUGUGGAGGCUGGAGGUCACUGUUUCCUUGAAGACAAGCUGGUUCAGAAGCGUCAGAUGCUUCAAAUGGGGAAAUAUUUGCAUCUUCCUCCUUACCAACAGGAAAGCAAUGCUCUUCUCAAAACCUCCCCAUAAAGACAUUUUAUCAGCAUAUCCAUGGCAAAUGAUAACCCUCCAAAAUCUGUUCUCCGUGCAAAAACAUCUUGGUGAGAAUUGUUUCCUAUGGAGUUGGGAGACUAUUGCAGUGUCAGGAGACUAAUGCAACCAAAAAAAGUCAAGAAACUCUUAAUUAAAGAAAAGCUUUCUUAUUUUUUAUACCAGGGAUUGAACUCAGGGGCACUCACCAUUGAGCCAUAUCCCUAGCCCCUUUUGGUAUUUUAUUUAGAUACAAUGUCUCACUGAGUUGCUUAGCAUCUUGCUUUAGCUGAGGCUGGCUUUGAACUCUCAAUCCUCCUGCCUCAGCCUCCUGAGCUGUUGGCUUUACAGGUGUGCACCACUGCACCUAGCUGAAAAGCUCUUUUUUGAAAUGCCAGAAACCAGCCUAAAGCCACAUUUUAUUUCAAAGCUCUGUAACACCUGAGAACUUGAUAUCCCAGAUAAUGUCUCUAAGAUAGACGUUUCUGUGUGGACAAGGGACUUGCAGUGUCUCAAGUGUCCAAACCAUGACAUUGGGAGUAAGAUAGAGAGAUUGCCUGGAGUCUCUCUUCUACAACAGCAUGCCUGCAUUUUUGAGUGUCUUCUUAAAUUGUUUUACACAAAGCCUUGCUCAAGUCAGAUAAGAUAGGAUCUCCUAAAUGUAAACAUAGAAAGGAAUGGGGCACCCCUUCUUUCAGACCUAACCGGAAGUGUUUACUCUGUCACAGGAUGUUAAAGUGCCCCUCUGCCUGUCCCCACCUUUUAACUAAGCACAGAGAAGCACAAGCUGUGAAGAAAAGCCUCAGCUUCCCUUUGGGGUCUUCCUGGCAGAUCACAGACCUGUUUCCGGGCUGAUGGUUUCUGAUGUGUAGUUACUAGUGUUUCUUAAGGGUUCCCCCUCUUGUUUGAGUUCUGUGAAGUAUUCUUUUCCUAACUUGCCUUCCAGUCAUGGUACCUGGCCUGGUUCAAUGUUUGAUUCUGAACCGAUAAAUGGAUGCAUUUAGGCAUCUUAACAUAAUUUGACAGGGCCUCAGUAGGGAGCCGAACAUUUUUUGUAACCUUUUUAAUAUGUUUUAAUGCACCUGAUUUAGCUCUUUUUGAAAUAAAGCACUUUUCAAAGAGAAAUCUGUCUGUGGGUGGUUCCGUGAUUGUCUAUUGGAAGGAGAGUUCUGUGCUAGGAGAGAGUAAUAGUAAGGUCAGAGACAGGAGUGGGAAGGCCCCCCCUGAGAGGUAAGUUCAUUUUCUUCCCCCAGAGUUUAUGGUUUGAACAGGCCCAGAUCUGGCUGUGAUGUUCUUAGUCCAUUUUCUGUUGCUAUAACAAAAUACCUUGCAUGAUGUAACUUAUAAAGAAUAGAGGGUUGUUUAGCUCAUGAUUUUGGAGAACGGGAAGUCUAAGAAUAUAGAGCCAGCAUCUGCUCAGCAUCUGGUGAGGAUCUUCUUGUUGCAUCAUUGCAUGGCAGGGGGCAUCCCAUUGUGGGACAAGGCACGUGGGCCAGAGAGCUCAGUUUGAGAGGUUUUUUAUUUCUGGUGCUGAGGUUUGAACCCAGGGCCUUGUGCCUGCUAAGCAUGUGCUGUGCCUCUGUGCUAUAUUCCCAGUCUGAGAACUCUUGUUAACAAAGCCACUCCCUCAAUAAGCCAUUAACCCAUGAGUGGAUCAAUCCAUUCAUGAGUACAGGGCUCUAAUGACCCACUCACCUUCCAAAGGUUCUACCUCUCAAUACUGCUGCCUUGGGGACCAAGUUUCCAGCACAUGAAUUUGGGGAAUAUGUUCAAAUCAUAGCAUGUUCCAAAUAAAAAGUGUAAUGAGUGUAUCCUUAUGAGGCUCCAGUUGAGGCCCCUGGGGAACCAGCAGUCAUGGAGGAAGGAGCUAGGGACUGCCACAUGGUGAGGCCAAUUUCACUCAGACUCACCGCUGGCUUGUUAGGACCAACUCUGUGAACCUUUUUUCUAAGACUUAUUUUUUCUCAUCUAAAACAGCCAUGCCAUCCUGCAUAGAGGUGGAGACUUGGGUGUGCUUCUGUUGAAGACAGCCCUCUAGUGGUCUCCAAGGGUAAGGCUUUCAGAUUGCAGCCCAAGUUAAUUUUUUGUGUCAACUUGGUCAGGCUAUGGUACCCAGAUAUUUGCUCCAACAGCAAACUAGAUGUUUUACUGUGAGAUUAUUUUUUAAAGAUGAUGUUAACAUUUAAAUCAGACUUUGAGUAGAUUGCCCUGUAGAGUGUGAGUGGGCCUCAUGCAAUCAGUGAAAGAUCUUGAGAUAAAAGACUGAGGACCCCUGCAGUAGAAGGAGUUCUACUUCUGGCCUGCUUCUGGACUUAACUGCAACACGAGUCACAUGAACAAAGUCCUUAAAACAAAUUUCUUUCUCCAUCUACAUAAGUGUGUGUGUGUGUGUGUGUGUGUGUGUGUGUGUGUGACUACAUAUGUACAGACAGACAUCUAUAUCUGCAGUUUCUUCACUUGCUAAACCAACUGUGAAUCAAAAAAUAAUUUUAAAAAAUUCCAGAAGGUUCUUAAAAGCAAAACUUGCAUUUGUAUGCAACCAGCACUAUACUGCAUCCACAUGAAUGGAGAGGUGUGUGGACGCGCGUUCUGUAGCUCCUGCCAUUCACAGAUCCUUAGUCUGUCCCCAGCACUCGUUAGAGCAUCAUUUGUCUAAUACAUUGUUCAUAUAUUAUAUAGUUAGAUCUGUGAUGGCUACAUCUGUACUGGACAUGUACACACAUUCUUUCUUGUCAUAUUUCCCUAAAUAUUAUAGUAUAAUAACUAUUUACAUAUCAUUUACAUUGUAUUAGAUAUUCUAAGGGAUGUUUUAAAGUCUACAGGAGGAUGUAUGUAUGUUACAUGCAAAUACUAUGCUAUUUUACUUAAGGGGCUUGAACCUCCAUUGGAUUUGAUAUCUACAGAGGGUCCUGGACCUAAUCCCCCAUGACUUAACAGUUGUCUUCCUAGGAAACCUGGCCAUGUAGCAUAAAUAAUGACCAUCAUAAUUUGGCCUCUAAGUAAAAAUCAAGACAAGAUUUUUUUAUUUUGUACUUGGGAUUGAACCCAGGGGUGCUUAACCACUGAGUCACAUUCCCUUUUUAUAUUUUAUUUAGAGACAGGGCCUCAAUAAGUUGCUGAAGCUGGUUUUUAACUCUCGAUCCUCCUGCCUCAGCCUACUGAGCCACUGGGAUUACAGGCAUGCGCCACUGUGCCCAGCUACUGUGAAGUUUUAAACACAAUUGAAUAGGUUACUAGAAAGUUUAAAUACAAGCAAACACUAUUAAAAAUUGAAUUUGGGUAAAAUUGAUAGUUUCAUUUUAGAACCAUGCAAAAUAGAAAGUAUAUCUUGCCAUUUUAUGUUUAGCAUAUAGGUACAUAAGUUUAACACGUAAGUAUAUAAAUUAACUUUAUGUAAGGAAUAAAUUACUAGUAUUGAUACUAAGGAAAAACCUCAAGAGACUCUUUAGCUUCACUUGCUCUUAAUGGACUUCAAAAUCACUAACUUUGGAGGUCACACAGCUGGGCAGUACAUUGUGAGUCUCCCACUAGCUUUGCUAUAGAUAGCACCUUUGACGUGUGGGUUAAGAUGAUAACAGUUGCCUGGGUUAUCUUCAGGGACCUGAAGGCCAGUUUUGCUGAAAACACUGACCCCUCCACUUGGGCCUGCAGAUAGAUGGGCAAUGGGUGACUGGAACAGGAGGAAGAGGCUUGGCAUCUCUGUUUUCUGUUGUGUGUCUUCUUUGCUGCCUUAACCUUUGAGUCAGAUGCUGCUCAGCACUGCAUAUGGACAUGAGAAACAUCUGAGAAAUAUUUUUUCCAAAAUAAUAAUCUAGGAUUAACUUGAUCUAGACUCACUUGGUCUCCUCCUGCUUCAAAGCUAAAGACACUAACCUGUUGCCAUGACUGGAAACACCAGACUACCAAAGGAGUGAAAAGAGGAGGCACCCAAAUUCCCAAAAAGAACAUGAAUGUGCUUCUGUCCCCUUUAAUAGCCUAUCUUCCUCAUUAUCCUUAUCCUAUAUCUCUAACUCCUCAACUUUUUUUUUUGGUGGGGGGAGUAUCCAGCCCUAUUUUGUCUAAUGCAAUUUAGAGACAGAGUCUCACUGAGUUGCUUAGCAAUUUGCUUUUGCAGAGGCUGGCUUUGAACUCAUGAUCCUCCUGCCUCAGCCUCCUGAGCCGCUGAGAUUACAGGUGUUCACCACAGCUACUCCUCAACUUCUUGGAGUUGAGAAAUUGAUCUGCAAGCAGAACUCCUACUUCUCCAUUCUUUGGUCACUGAAUAAACUUGUGCUGUCAAUACUCA
Messenger RNA from Ictidomys tridecemlineatus (thirteen-lined ground squirrel), 8565 nucleotides. NCBI's taxonomy places the organism in Eukaryota, Metazoa, Chordata, Mammalia, Rodentia, Sciuridae. The record is from RefSeq and is a predicted model, not a curated record.